UUAAAAAUUAUAGAAAUACAACAUCAAUACCGUAGAGUUAGCUACGCAUUACUUCGGCUCAUUACGGGCCAUGAUACUGGUGAAAAUAACGAUUCUGUAAAUGAUGAGGGUGCAUGGUGCUGGAGAGAUGGAUGUAAAGCUUGUCUUAGUCUUACUAAAGCCCUCCAAUCCACUGUUGAAAGCAUGCAAGCAAUUGCAGAUAUGUAUAAAUCACAUACAAAUGACACGUGUAUUCCAUGGAUCGAAAAUUUUAUUGAAUAUAGCUCCCCUACUAGAAGCUAUGAAGUUUUGGUCGAUAUGCAUAUGGGUACACAUAGAAAAUUUAAGGAAGUCUCAGAAGAAAAUAUAAGUAAAGACCCAGAAUAU
This is a messenger RNA of Dentiscutata erythropus, 366 nucleotides long. NCBI's taxonomy places the organism in Eukaryota, Fungi, Glomeromycota, Glomeromycetes, Diversisporales, Gigasporaceae. The record is from the annotation of a GenBank genome assembly.